AGAAAUUGUACAAACAAAAUUAAACAAUAUUCCGAAUAAUUUUGAUUUAGAAUAAUUGAAUUUUCUAUUUUAAACCCGUUUAAAAAGAAGAUUGUUGAAAAAGGUAAAUGAAAACCUUCUUUUUUCAAAUUUUAAUCUUUCAAAAAAUGUUUGAGGCUCACAAGAUAUGACAACACAGCUUUUAAAACCAAACAAAUUUACUUUAUUUAAUAAAAAUCUUAACAAUAUUAUUUUGAAUACGCUACGAACUACGAAAAAUUAGAGUGUUCAUUAAAAAUUAAACCUUCCAUUGUUCAAUUUCAUCGUUGCCUAUACAUUUGGGAAAAUUUUAAAUUCUUUCUUUUAAUUCUCUACUCUCUUUUUUAUAAAUCAGAAUAAAGUCUAAAUUCUUCUUACAUUUCCAUUUGCCCAGUAAAAAUCCAUUUAUAAUUUUUUCGUUUUAGAAAUAAAUUUUCACUCUGGUAUAUCUUAACUGAAAUUCAACAAAUUAGAUAUGUUCAAGCGUUAUCAUGAAAUGUGUGGUGUAUUUAUGUCAUCAUCAUUUUUGUUUUUUUUUUCGUAAUUUCUAUAUCCUGACACAUGUCUCCUAACACUUACGUAUUGCUAUCUUGAUGGGUUGCGGACAAAGCUCAAGUCCACUAAAUGAUUCACGUUUACAUACAGAAGGUUUAACAAUUCGCAAUGUGUUUUUUGGUGAAAAAAAAAAAAAUUCUACUUCGAUUAUUAAAAAAAAUAGCAACGCAACAAAAUAUCAACGUUCGUUUUCUGAAAAUACUUUUUUGACUAAUAAUUUAAAAAUAUUUCCCAACGCAAUAAAUGUGCCAAUUUAUGCUGGAUUGUUUAUUAAGCCAAAACAAGCCGUGUUUAGCGAAAAGUAUUCGAUUAUUAAAGAAUUAGGAAGUGGAGCUUAUGGUGUGGUUCUUCAUUGCCAAGAAAAAGAAACUCUUCGAGAAGCGGCUGUUAAAAAAAUUAAUGUUUUACAUUUAAAGGAGGAAGCACAAGAACGAGUUUUCAACGAAUUUAUGGUUGGGAAAUAUUUAGAUCAUCCUAAUAUUAUCCGAUUAUAUGAUGUUUUUAUGGAAGAAUCAACAUUAUAUAUUCUUACCGAACUUUAUACUGGUGGAGAACUUUUUGAUGAAAUUGUCUGCCGUCAAAAAUUCAGUGAAUUCGAUGCAGCUCGGCUAAUGAGAUGUAUUUUUUCUGGUGUAUCUUAUUUACAUAAAUAUCAUAUUCUUCAUCGAGAUUUAAAACCAGAAAAUUUAAUUUUUGAAAAUAAAAGUGCCGAAGCUAACAUCAAAAUUGUUGAUUUUGGUUUAGCAGCUUUUUAUGAUCCAAUGAAAAAAAUGAAUGAACGCUUAGGAACAGCUCAUUAUGUUGCACCCGAAGUGCUAAAGAAGAAAUAUGACGAAAAAUGUGAUAUAUGGUCAUUAGGAGUCAUUCUGUAUAUACUUCUAUGUGGAUAUCCUCCAUUCCGUGGUGCAACGAACGAAGCUGUUCUAAAAAAUGUUAAAAAAGGAAAGGUUUCAUUUCCAUCUGCUGAUUGGAAUUUUAUUAGUUCCAGUGCUAAAAACCUCAUAAACAAAAUGUUAACACUUGAUCCAGCGAAAAGAAUAUCGGCACAAGAAUGUGUAAACCAUCCUUGGAUACAAACCUUGAAACAACAACCGACAUUAGUUCAAACAUCUUCACUAGCUUCAGCGUUGGGCAACCUGCGAAAAUUUCAUUCAUCCAAACAAUUAGCACAGCUUGCUUGUCUUUAUAUAACAUCUCAAUUACUAAGCGUUAAAGAUGUCAAAAUUAUUUCCCAAAUAUUUUAUUUUUUGGAUGUGAAUGGCGAUGGUCAACUUGAUAAAAAAGAACUUUUAAAAGGAUACUCUAAUUUGGUUAAGACGAAAGAUUUAUCACAACCUUUUUUAACGGAACAAUGUAUUUUUGAUCAAAUUGACCAAAUAUUACUAGCUAUUGAUCUCGACAAAAAUGGCAUUAUUGACUAUUCUGAAUUCAUAGCAGCAGCUGUUGAUAAAACGACACUCUUAUCAAAUGAGAAAUUGCUUAAGGCGUUUCAAGUUUUUGAUACAGACAACUCUGGGACUAUCACACUCUUGGAGCUUAAGCAGAUUCUUACAAACGUAACUGAUGAGUAUGGGAAAGAAAUCAUUCAAGAUGUUGACUGUAACUCUGACGGUUUGGUCGACUUUGAUGAAUUUACUAAAAUGAUGCACAAAUUGUGUUAGAAAUUCUUUCCGAGAACUCAGUGGAUUUCACAACGUCGUGUUAGGUUAUAUAUGUUUAACAGAACAAAAAAGAACAUAACACCUAUGAAGACAUUUUUCACUUUUUUUUUGAAAAGCAAAGGAACCAAUCCUUUAAAAGCUUGUUAUAAUAAUUUUUUCCUUCUUUCAGUAAUCAAACAAUAGAACCCCUACCGAAUUCGUUACUUUUUUGCAAAAUACAUUAAAUUUUUUUUUUUUUUUUUAAAACGUAAAAAUGAGUGAACAAAAU
This is a messenger RNA of Hylaeus volcanicus, 2502 nucleotides long. Its product is annotated as calcium-dependent protein kinase 1-like. Gene Ontology annotation, cellular component: nucleus; cytoplasm. The record is from RefSeq and is a predicted model, not a curated record. Gene Ontology annotation, biological process: protein autophosphorylation; intracellular signal transduction; peptidyl-serine phosphorylation. The transcript has 14 exons. Gene Ontology annotation, molecular function: calcium-dependent protein serine/threonine kinase activity; calcium/calmodulin-dependent protein kinase activity; calcium ion binding. The coding region runs from base 612 to 2234 and encodes 540 amino acids. NCBI's taxonomy places the organism in Eukaryota, Metazoa, Arthropoda, Insecta, Hymenoptera, Colletidae.